Messenger RNA from Manis javanica (Malayan pangolin), 1328 nucleotides. Lineage: Eukaryota; Metazoa; Chordata; Mammalia; Pholidota; Manidae. The record is from RefSeq and is a predicted model, not a curated record.
GUGCGGUGUGCGCGGCUUCCCAUGAGCCCGUGUGCGCUCCUGAUGCCAGCGCCACGUGCCCUCUUGGCAGGUCUUGUUCCGCGGGAGUGGUGGCAAGCCCAUGGCCGUGCUCUGCCUGACGGUGGAACCCCAGCCCCACGUGGUGGACCAGGUCUUCCGCUUCUACCACCCAGAGCUCACCUUCCUGAAGAAGGCCAUCCGCCUGCCUCCCUGGCACACGCUUCCAGGUGUUCCCGUGGGGACGCCCGGCUCAGAGCCCCCGGUCCACGUCCGAUGCAGCGACCCAAAUGUCAUUUGUGAGACCCACAGUGUGGGCCCCGGGGAGCCGCGGGACGUGUUCCUGAAGGUGGCUAGUGGUCCCAGCCCAGAGAUCAAAGACUUCUUCAUCACCAUUUACACGGACCGCUGGCUGGCGACACCCCUCCAGAUAUGGCAGGUCCACCUGCACUCCCUGCAGCGUGUGGAUGUCGCCUGUGUCACAGGCCAGUGGACCCGCCUGUCCCUCGUCCUCCGGGGGACACAGGCGGUUAGGAAAGUGAGAGCAUUCACCUCGCACCCCCAGGAGCUGAUGACGGACCCCAAGGGCGUCUUUGUGCUGCCCCCCCACGGGGUACAGGACCUGCACGUGGGCGUGCGCCCACUCAGGGCGGGCAGCCGGUUCCUCCACCUCAACCUGGUCGACGUGGACUUCCACCAGCUGGUGGCCUCGUGGCUCGUGUGCCUUUCCUGCCGCCUGCCUCUCAUUUCCAAGGCCUUUGAGAUCAAGCUGGCCGCCGGGGAAGGUCAGGGCGCCAACAAGCGGAUCACCUACACCAACCCCUACCCCACCCGGAGGACUUUCCACCUGCACAGUGACCACCCCGACCUGCUGCAGUUCAAGGAGGACUCCUUCCAGGUUGAGGGGGGAGAGACCUACACUAUUGGCCUGCGGUUUGCACCGUGUCAGAGAGCUGGGGUGAAGGAGAUUCUGAUCUACAUCAACGACCACGAAGACAAAAAUGAAGAAACGUUUUGCGUGAAGGUCACCUACCAGUGACGGCACAGCCUCCGGGGGCCAGCCGGGCCUCUGCAUCUGCCUGGGGACAGCUCGCGGCUUGGAGUUCAUGUGCUCAAGCUGUAGACCCUCGUCCCUCAGAUGCCCGCCUGGGUGACCCGUGGACUUGGCCGAGGGGGGAGGGGCUCUCCGCACCUCAGUCCCGCAUCCAUGCUGGACCCCACGUAGCGGGAACAGGUGCCUGGCGUACAGGAGCCCGUUUCUCUCUGCUGCACAAAAGGGACUCACUGUCUAUGACAUUUUGAUUUGCUUUUAGCAAAAUAUAUUUUUUGAA